Messenger RNA from Funneliformis caledonium, 276 nucleotides. NCBI's taxonomy places the organism in Eukaryota, Fungi, Glomeromycota, Glomeromycetes, Glomerales, Glomeraceae. The record is from the annotation of a GenBank genome assembly.
AUGAGCAAAUAUCGACAAGACAACAAGUGCAAAAAUCAAUAUAACAAAUGCAAACGAAACAUAAUGUGCAAAAGGGUCGUUCAUUGUACUCCAACCGUUUUCUUAAUAUGUCCCAAUGCUCAAACCGUAACAACGAACGAAAGGGCGAGUACCACGACCACUACUUCACCACCACAUCCAUUGUCACCAAAACUUUCCAUAAAUUUUUCAAAGAACUUUGGUCUUGAAAGAAUUAAAAUUUUAUUUGCAAUAUCAUUUUUAGAAAAAGUACCUUGA